AUGUUUCGAAGCGCUUCUCGGCCCUUGACUUCCUUUCAUAUCACCGGAGGCGCACGAACCGCGCGAUAUUUUCAUCGAGUCACCACAGAUUUCAUCACCCAUGGCGUGAAAGGACACCUGAUUACUAGGAAAGUGCCUGUUAUUAUUGGCAAUCCGGGAGAGACUUAUGUUUUGAUUGAUCAAGGGGUCGGUAGUGCACUCCGUGCUGCCAGCCCCUGUACAGCUGCUUCCGCGGCAAGUGCUGAAGAUAGAUGUAAACUUACAUUUUUCCAUGAUUCGCAACACUUUGGAUUCAAAUCAUCAAGCUAUCCCCGCCUCUAUGUCCCAAACCAGAUUCCUCGCCAAACGAAGUCAAAUACAAGCCCUGCGACCUUGUAUCUGAGUGGAAAAAUGUAUGAGAUAGUUUUAGAUAGAACAGAUGAUGCAAAUUUUGUCGAGAACGCAAGCGUUACUGGGCGGAGCCUGGCCAGCAUACUCCACCAACUGAAGGAUAUGUGA
This is a messenger RNA of Aspergillus ochraceoroseus IBT 24754, 498 nucleotides long. RefSeq lists its product as uncharacterized. The record is from RefSeq and is a predicted model, not a curated record. The transcript is spliced from 3 exons. Lineage: Eukaryota; Fungi; Ascomycota; Eurotiomycetes; Eurotiales; Aspergillaceae. The coding region runs from base 1 to 498 and encodes 165 amino acids.